Messenger RNA from Clunio marinus, 264 nucleotides. Lineage: Eukaryota; Metazoa; Arthropoda; Insecta; Diptera; Chironomidae. The record is from the annotation of a GenBank genome assembly.
AUGAACGAAGCUAUACGAGACGUUUUAUUAAAUGUUAGUCAUGAGGAACAUGCAACGAAAUUGAGAAGAUUCCAACUUGGCGCACUUGAUAGCUUCGAGGGAGAUGGAAGAAUGAACAUAACAAAUAAGCUACAAUUGGAAAUGAACAUGAGAAUAUGUAAAAGCGGAGCAACAGAAGCGAAAAAAAACUUUCUGAGAAGUAUAAAAAACAGAACUGAACAGCAGUUAGUCGAGUAUUUAGAGACAAAUCAAAUGAAAAGUUAA